AUGCCCAAACCUCAUCGCAUCAAGAAGAAUGAUGCUGCUUCAACCACCCAGCAGCACGUCAUCCCUACAAGAACUUACAAGCCGCAUCAAACCACCAGCUUGGAAUCUCCGCUCUUGCAUCUGAUUCUUCAACCAUGCCUGAGUUUCUUGCAGCCACUCUUGGCGAGUCUCUAUCGACUUCGUGGCAUUCUGGCACAUCCCACGAGAAUCAACGUGGUUCCUGAUUUCAUGGCAGGCUUCUUGCCAGCUCACCUUGCCUCUACUGCAGUGGGAGACUUGAUUUUGUUAGUUCCCAUUCUGACCUUUAUUUUGCGUGGCGCCCAUUACACCUUUGUGUCGCCCUCGUUGGAAUUGGGUGGCUACAUGUCGGCCUACUGCAUCUUUGUGGCGUAUCUAACAGCCAGCAAAUCUAAUUCCCUCUUUACCUGGUUGUUUGGAAUCCCAUACGAGCGUCUCAUUGGAUUGCACUGGUUCGCCUCUGUGUCAGGAGUCGUCCUGGGUGCCUUUCAUUGUUAUGUGUCCUAUGCGUUUGGAGGAGAUGAUGAUGGAGACUCGCGAUUCUCCAAAGCCUUUGUGGGAGGGACUCCCAACUUGGGCCGAUUUCUCUUUGACGGGGUAAACAAUUCGUCGGGAACCAUUUUGCUAACGUCCAUGGGAGGCAUGGUCCUGAUGAGUUUCUUUCAAUUCCUCCGCCGCUAUGCUUUCAAUAUUUGGUAUUUGCUGCAUGUGGUCUUUGGCAUUUUGAUUUUGAUCAUGUUGUUUGUUCACAGUGUUCCAUCAGCUGCUUUUGUCACGGCCUGGUGGGCCUUGGACUUGGUUGUUCGAUAUGCUGUCAUGGCCGGCCUCCAAAAUGUGACUCGCGCCAAACUACGCAUUCUUGGAAGCAAGAAGAAGGGGGCUCGUGUGGUGGAACUCAUUGUCAAGAAACCGAAAGGAUUUCAAUACAAUGCGGGACAAUUUGUUCGCUUGGCGGUGCCAGCAAUUUCGGCUGUGGAAUUCCAUCCCAUUUCCAUUGCUUCAGCUCCCGAUGAACAGUAUGUUGUAUUGCAAAUUCGAGAGUUGGGAGAUUGGACAGAACGCUUGUGUCAAUUGGCCGAAACAACCGAGUUUACAGAUGUUCUGCUCGAAGGUCCCUAUGGGGCAAUGUCGGUUGACUUGGAAGACGACAAUAAAUACACAAUGGUGUUGUGUGUCUCGGGUGGCAUCGGUGUGACACCCUGUCAAUCCGUUGCGAAGCAUCUCUUGUUGAAACAUCGACAAGAAGGCCGUCACUUGAAAAAGCUAAACUUUGUUUGGGCAGUCCGUGACUUGCAAAUGGUCCAAGAUAUGCCUCCCUUGUUCCUGGGAUCGACACCAAACUCGAUGGAGGACGAGGAGGCGAAUAUUACUAAUCCAACUAUACCAAGAGAAAACUACUCCAAGUCCAGCCCCGAGUUUCAACGAAUGAUGGAACGAUCGGAUGACCUUUGCAGUGGUGCGAUGGAUACUAGAGAUUCAUCACAAUCCACAACUCACCCAUUGGAUAUCGCAAAGCUGCCCCGUCGUCCUGCAGUGGUCCAAGCGGACAUUUAUCAUACUAAGAGAAGCAGCAGCAGCAACAGCAACAUGACAUCAAAUGGGCAGCUUCCGUACAAUUUGUACAGUGGACGACCCGAUUUGGAUCGAAUCUUUGACGAAAUGAAACGAAGUGCCAUUGCCAUGGGAGCGAGCAAUAUUGCUGUCAUUGGAUGUGGUCCACUGGCACUGAUAGAGUCUGUGCAAGAGGCUUGUCGCAAACACAGCUCCAGUGUUUUAAGCACGGGGGGUGAUGCAGUCUUUUUCGACUUUCACAAGGAACAUUUUGAACUAUAA
Molecule: messenger RNA, 1851 nt
Organism: Cylindrotheca closterium
Lineage: Eukaryota; Bacillariophyta; Bacillariophyceae; Bacillariales; Bacillariaceae
Source: the annotation of a GenBank genome assembly